AUGUGCGACCGAAAGGCCGUGAUCAAAAAUGCGGAUAUGUCGGAGGAGAUGCAACAGGACUCAGUGGAGUGUGCUACUCAGGCAUUGGAGAAAUACAACAUAGAGAAGGACAUUGUGGCCCACAUUAAGGAGUUUGACAAUCCUACCUGGCACUGCAUCGUGGGGAGGAACUUCCGUAGUUAUGUGACACGUGAAAUCAAACACUUCAUCUAUUUCUACCUGGGCCACAUGGCCAUUCUGUUCAAGUCUGGUUAAAAGCAUGGACUGUGCCACACACCCAGUGAUCCAUCCAAAAAC
This is a messenger RNA of Talpa occidentalis (Iberian mole), 297 nucleotides long. Its product is annotated as dynein light chain 1, cytoplasmic-like. Lineage: Eukaryota; Metazoa; Chordata; Mammalia; Eulipotyphla; Talpidae. The transcript has a single exon. Gene Ontology annotation, molecular function: dynein light intermediate chain binding; dynein intermediate chain binding. Gene Ontology annotation, biological process: microtubule-based process; cilium assembly. The coding region runs from base 1 to 255 and encodes 84 amino acids. Gene Ontology annotation, cellular component: cytoplasmic dynein complex. The record is from RefSeq and is a predicted model, not a curated record.